Cylas formicarius (sweet potato weevil) is the source of this 2400-nucleotide messenger RNA. RefSeq names its product LIM domain only protein 3-like. Gene Ontology annotation, cellular component: nucleus. The record is from RefSeq and is a predicted model, not a curated record. Gene Ontology annotation, molecular function: DNA-binding transcription factor binding; transcription coactivator activity. Bases 247 to 1104 code for a protein of 285 amino acids. Gene Ontology annotation, biological process: positive regulation of transcription by RNA polymerase II. The transcript is spliced from 6 exons. NCBI's taxonomy places the organism in Eukaryota, Metazoa, Arthropoda, Insecta, Coleoptera, Brentidae.
CAGUUUAUGCGAACAGAGUGAGGCGAGAGGUCGACGCGAUAGUCGUCCUGCUGACGUCAGUCCAACGUGGCUUUUUGUUUUGUAGUACGUGUUCAUUGGGACGGUGAUUUCUUUUUUCGCUCUUUGGAUUGUUUUCGUUACCGAGAUUGUUGAUGGUCGGCUCGUCUCUAUUCCGAAUGAAAGAUCUCCGGAGAGAAUGAUGAGGAGGUUAAAAACUAUCUGCAAAAUUUGAACAUUCCGGUUAAUAUGCACAGUACGGAAAAUGGAGCAGAAUCGGGCGGGGAUCAAUCAGCGACUAAUGUCAGAACGGCAGGCUUGUCGGUCACGGGACCAUCACCGAUGCCAGUUUCAGCCGCGGCAAACAGCGUAUCGGGAUCGGGGACGAAAGAAUGUGCAGGUUGCGGCAAACGAAUCACUGAAAGGUUUCUUCUGAAAGCAUUGGACCUGUUCUGGCACGAGGACUGCUUAAAAUGCGGGUGCUGCGACUGUCGACUGGGAGAAGUCGGAUCGACCCUAUACACAAAAGCGAAUCUUAUACUUUGCAAAAGGGACUACCUUAGGUUAUUCGGCACGACGGGAUACUGCGCGGCGUGCAAUAAAGUCAUCCCCGCAUUCGAAAUGGUUAUGAGGGCGAAAAACAACGUUUAUCAUCUUGAAUGUUUCGCCUGUCAGCAAUGCAAUCACAGGUUUUGCGUAGGAGAUAGAUUCUAUUUAUGUGAGAACAAAAUCUUAUGCGAAUACGACUACGAGGAAAGACUGGUCUUCGCCAAUAUGGCGUACAAUCCUAGUAGUUUAGCGCACAUCAGAAGGCAAGUCAGUAAUUUACAGCCGGCGGGGGGAGAGGCCGUAACGUCCAUUUUACCCGUCGGUGCUAACCCCUCGAGACCAGCCUACCAACCACCACAUCAAUUCCACCAUCAACAACUGUCAUUUUACAGCGCGAAGAUUUUGGACGAGCGACAGCGGCAGCUCACUAGCGCAGCUUGCGUGGGGAUUCUGAAUCCGCAAGGCGCAGCCCCUGGUGGAAGACAUCACGGGGAUGACGGCAGCAGCGGUUACGGUAGUCCCGAUUCCGAAACUCUAGAGACGACGUUGCCGCACUGACCGUCGUUUAAAAAAAGUGACAAUGUACUAUUUUGGAUUUGAUUGUUAUGUCCGCUGUCUUGACCGACGAGACAGAUGAUCUCAAUGAAGCUAGUCAUAUAGUCGAUAUAUUAACAGGUUUUUAAAAAUGCCAUAUUUUUCAAAGUAACGUUACUUUCGUAUUCUGUAUAGGUCUUUUAGUAUACGAUUUUACUGUUUCCAAAAUUCCAAAAAUAUCGAACAUUGUAAUACUUUUGCACGGUGAUUUCCAAAAAUUGAUAAAAUUAUUCACUUUAAUGGGACACAAUUUUUCCGGAGUUUUAUCUAGAAAAGAGAGGAAGAGACCAGAAAUUCUGAUGCCAAGCCGACAGUUAAUUAUUUUUCCUUUACAAAAAGCAGUUCCACAGUCGUAAUGUGAUGACCGUAUAAAGGUAUGCUCCUCAACUGUGACAUUAAUCGUUUCAAAUUCGUCAUGCGUUUCGCGAACAAAACUGGAAUAUCGAUUCGAUUUGAAAUUGUUAUCAUCAACUUGGUUGGAUAUUGACGACGUUUGAAAAAUCCUUGUGUAACUAUAAAACCAUCUUUACGUGAUUCAAAUACGAUGUAAAACUUGUAUAAAAUAAAGAAAAAUUUGGUUCUCGUUUUUGUGAUAUAAUUCGAAAAAAAAUUCCUUCGAUGUCAAAUCUGGAUAACGUAGCUUUUUUAUACAUAUCUAUAUAUGCGCUGUUUUUGUUAAUCUCUUGAGCCUGAUAUAUUUUUAUAUCAAUCGAAGUUUUUUGUUUGUUUCCCUGCUUAGUUUUGAGACCCUAUUUGUUCCUUUCAUUUGUUGGAAGAACAUUAUUUAAUUUGCAAAGCAGCAACAAUAACUUUUUCUUAAAAUAUUUGAAUUUCUAGCAACAAGUAUGCGGCGAUUUCCAUUACCACGUUGUUUUUUCUUAAAUGUUAUUAUUAUUAAUGAUAAAUGUAAAUAGUUAAAAAUAUAAAUAAAUGUUGUAAUUUUUUUGGUUAUACUCGCUUUGUUGUUGUCCCUAACCUACAAACUGCCCUGUUUUUAAUACAUAAAAUGCCUCAUUUUUAAACAAUACACUUGUUGUAUUCAGGUGUCGACCUAUAACAAUAAAGUCAACGUCAGUAGAGGACACAUGAAAACACUUCUCAGAUAAGUUGUCGAACCAUUCUAAAUAUAUGAAAAUAAAUAAUAAUCUAUUCAUAACACGAACAGAACAAUCCUUACGUACUUCGCUAGCACCUUAUCUUACCACAGAAUGCUAUAAGGAUCCUAAGGAAAUAUUCAUACAGAAGUUACCUUGCUUUAAC